This is a messenger RNA of Dendrobium catenatum, 1377 nucleotides long. RefSeq names its product COMPASS-like H3K4 histone methylase component WDR5A. Lineage: Eukaryota; Viridiplantae; Streptophyta; Magnoliopsida; Asparagales; Orchidaceae. The transcript is spliced from 2 exons. The coding region runs from base 61 to 1053 and encodes 330 amino acids. Gene Ontology annotation, molecular function: histone binding. The record is from RefSeq and is a predicted model, not a curated record. Gene Ontology annotation, cellular component: Set1C/COMPASS complex.
CUAAAACCAAAACCCUCGUCUGUCCACGAUCCACCCGACUCCGAGCUCUCCCCGGCGGCGAUGUCAUCCGUCUAUCAAUCAAAUGGCCUUCACUCAUCCGAUGCCGGAGCCGGCGGUGGCGAUGAUGACGUCACCUCUAUCGCACCUCCUUACAUUCUCCGUGAAACGCUAAGGGGUCACAAGCGUGCGAUCUCAUCCGUUAAAUUCUCCCCCGACGGUGCCCUAAUCGCUUCCGCCUCUGCCGACAAAACUGUCCGUGUAUGGUCUUCUACAUACCUUUCCCUUCACGAGGAACUCGUCGGCCACGACGAGGGCAUCUCCGAUGUGUCCUUCUCAUCCGAUUCACGCUACGUUUGUUCUGCCUCUGAUGACCGCACCGUUCGCAUAUGGGACGUUGAGACCGGCGUUCAAAUAAAAACCCUAACCGGCCACACCAACUACAUCUUCUGCUGCUGUUACAAUCCGCAGUCGAAUAUGAUCGCCUCCGGUUCUUUCGAUGAGACCGUUCGAGUCUGGGACGUGAAAUCGGGGAAAUGUCUUCGUGUUCUCCCGGCUCAUUCGGAGCCGGUCACUUCCGUCGACUUUAAUCGGGAUGGAUCUCUUAUUGUUUCUGGCAGCUUUGAUGGGCUCUGCCGGAUCUGGGACUCGGCUACUGGACAUUGUGUAAAGACCAUCAUUGAUGACGAUAGCCCUCCGGUUUCAUUUGUGAAAUUCUCGCCUAAUGGGAAGUUCGUCCUUGCCGCUACGCUUGAUAGCACGCUGAGACUAUGGAACUUCUCAACUGGAAAAUUUUUAAAAACGUAUACGGGGCAUGAGAAUUCGAAGUUCUGCAUUCCAGCAACUUUUUCAGUCACUAAUGGCAAGUAUAUUGUCAGUGGUUCAGAGGACAACUGCCUCUACCUAUGGGAACUACAAACAAGAAAGGUUGUCCAGAAACUGGAAGGGCACACUGAUACCGUCAUUGCCGUUUCUUGCCACCCAUCCAAAAACAUGAUUGCCUCUGGUGCUCUGUCAAAUGAUCGGACGGUGAAGGUAUGGGUUCAGGACGAUUAAUUGUAGGCUUAGUCAUUUUAUGGAUCAGUCAUGUAUGAAAUCUAUUGACCAGUCCAGAUUGUUUAUUUUGUGGCCUUAUGCUGAUGCUGCUUGCCUUGUUUUUAGCUGGAAGUAGAAUGGUCCAGCUGCCCUUGCUAGUUUAGCAUUAUUGUAGAUGUACGUUAAUUUGCACAACUAUUGUAGAUUUAUUUUAAAUGCAGCAAAAGAAGCUUUCUACAAUUGAAUUGUAUUGUCCUGUUGAUUGUCAUUUGAUUCUUCUUCACGGGAGAUGUUUUUCUACAUUGUCUAUUAGCUGGAGAAUUAAUCAGCAUGUGUUGUUUGCUU